Messenger RNA from Cannabis sativa, 3376 nucleotides. RefSeq lists its product as uncharacterized. Bases 497 to 2908 code for a protein of 803 amino acids. NCBI's taxonomy places the organism in Eukaryota, Viridiplantae, Streptophyta, Magnoliopsida, Rosales, Cannabaceae. The record is from RefSeq and is a predicted model, not a curated record. The transcript is spliced from 3 exons.
UAAAAAAUAUGUUCUUACAAUUUUCACUCAUCUCUUUCUUCUCUAAAAUCAAGGUCCAAAGCAGAAAAGAGUGGAUUUUUGUUGCCCAUCCAUUCGUUUCCCGAAAUCCUAAUCUGAUUCCUUCUGUCUAUGAUUUUUUUUUUUUCCAUUCUUUAAUGACGUGAGAGGAGCUACUUUGAUCUCUUGCUCUUGAUGACGACAAUGGAAGAAGUAACUUUUCACUUUUAGGUCUGAGAUUUCUCAGAAUCAGUAGCCAUGGCACUCAACUAAUCACCAUUCAACUCUUUGGAUUUGGACUGUUUUCCCCCAUUUUACAGUAAUGUAGCUGUUAAUAUAUAAUCUCCAUUGUCAAAGUUUCGAGAAGGGAUUUAGCUUUGAUUCUGAAGAAGAUACGACGAUGAUUGAUGAGAAUGGCGUUCUUCAACUGAACACUGGUUCUUCUGGGGAGCGAAGUCAUGGAGAUUUUGCAUGCCGUAAACCCAGGUGGUGGUGAUGAAUGAUGAUGGCUAGCUAUGUUGGAGAAGACAGGAUUAAACCCAGAGAAGGUGGUGAUGAAGAAUUAGACAAGGCCAGGAAGAGGAAAGAGGUUGAGAAUUCAGUUAAAAGUGAUGGAAUGAAGCAACGCUAUAUUGAAUCGAGCUUCGAUAAUAAUAAGACAUCAGACUUGGAAUUCUUCACAUAUCCCGAUCCAGAUUUCAAUGACUUCGAUAAGGACAGGAAUGCAGAGCGUUUUGUAGCAGGGCAGGUAUGGGCUGCUUAUGAUUAUCAUAAUGUCAUGCCUAGAUUCUAUGCAUGGAUCAAUAGGGUUUCUUCUCCUGGUUUCAAUGUUUGCAUAACCUGGUUAGAACCUCAGCCAAACGAUGAGAAUGAAUUUAAAUGGCUUUUGGCAGACUUGCCAUUUUCCUGUGGUGAGUUCAAGUAUGGAGAUUCUGAGCAAACACUAAAUCGUUUUAUGUUCUCUCAUGAAGUUUCUUGGGGGAAAGGUGAUGGAGGUACUUUUCUGAUACAUCCAAGAAAGGGAGAGAUCUGGGCUCUUUUUAGAAACUGGGAUUUUAGCUGGAGUAGUGAUCCGGCUGCACAUGGUCAGAAGAAUGAAUAUGAAUAUGUUGAAAUUUUGUCUGACUAUGUUACAGAUGUUGGAAUACAUGUUGCUCUAUUGAGCCAAGUAAAUGGAUUCGUGAGUAUUUUCUGUCGGAUGGAAAUGGUGGGUAAGAAGACAUUUCUUGUUCCACCAGGUGAGCUAUUGAGGUUUUCCCAUAUGAUUCCAUCCUAUAAAAUUGAAGGUAAUGAAAGAGGAGUUCCAGUUGAGUCUUUCGAACUUGAUCCUGCUGCUUUGCCUCUAAUCAAUUCCAUGGUGGAGGGUGAUAGUGACAUGCCAAUGGCAAUGAUGAUUGAUGAGAAUGGCAAUCUUGGGAAUGAACCAAAGAUUGGAUUUUCUGGAGAACAAAAUAUCUGGAGAUUUUCAUGCCUUAAACGACAGGUCUCUUGCAAGGAAAACUUAACUGGUGAUUGUGACUAUGUGAAUGUGAGUCCUUUAAAGAGUGAAAAGGAAAAGAUAUCCAAAGAUAUCUUAUGUAAUGAAGAUGGUGUACCUAAUGGUAAUGGAGACAAUGCCAGUAAGUGGAAAGAGCUUAAAGAGCCAGUCAAAAUAGACGAUGCCAGUAUUGAUUCACCCUUGGAGGAGGCCCUGAGGGCCAGGGAGAUUGCUGAGAAGAAGAUGCAAAGUAAGGAGUUUGUGGUGGCUCGUAAGAUUGCUUUGGAUGCCCAACAACUUUAUCCUGAUGUUGAGAAUAUUUCUCAGUUGCUUAUCGUUUGUGAUGUACAUUGCUCAGCUGCACAGAAAUUAUCAGGGAAUGAAAUGGACUGGUAUGGAAUUCUUCAACUCGGGGAGAACGCAGAUGAGGCUACAAUUAAGAAGCAAUAUUUGAAGUUUGUCCACCAACUUCAUCAUGAUAAAAAUAAGUUUGCUGGUGCUAAAGCUGCGUUUCAACUGAUUACAGAAGCUCGAAGAGUACUUUUGGACAAAAAUAAACGUCUCUUACAUAACAUGAGACGCAAGUAUUCAAAGAGCGAAAAGCCUUCCACUUUUCGCACUGUCUGCCCUUAUUGUGCAGUAUGGUGCCAGUACUAUAAAGAAGUGGAGAAUAGAUUUGUUCGAUGUCAUAGUUGCAGGAAGUGCUAUAUAGCAAAUGCAGGAAGCCUAGAAAGAAUUGAAAUUCCAGAUCCUGAGUUUUACAACUUUGAUGUUGAAAAAUUCAAAGAUAAGUUUAAGCCUGGUCAGAUCUGGGCAUUUUAUUGUGAUGAGGAUGGCUUGCCAAAAGACUAUGGUAUGAUCAAGAAAAUUGAAUUUUGGCCAUCUUUCAAACUGCAUAUUUCACGGCUUGUUUCUGGGUACCUUUUUUCUUACAUUAUUAGAUGGUCUGAUAAGAAGAUGCCUGUUUCUUGUGGUAGAUUUGAGGUUGAAGAAGGUGAUGGUAAGGCCUACGACAGUGUCACUAAUUUUUCCCAUCUUGUAAAAGCAGAGCCAACAACACGUGAUAGUAAAAAUGAGUAUGACAUUCUCCCUAAGAAAGGUGAAAUUUGGGCCUUGUACAGGAACUGGAAUUCCUACAUCAAAUGUAUUGAUUUGGCAAACUGUGAAUACGACAUAGUGGAAGUUGUUUCAGCUAAUGUUUUACUAAUAAACGUUUCGGUUUUGGAACCUGUGGAUGGUUUUAACUCGGUAUUUAAGGCUCGAGUUCAGGGAGGAGGAUCAACCUUAACAUGGAGUAUUCCCCAGAUUGAUUUUUUCAAAUUCUCACACCAGAUUCCCGCUUUUCGCCUGACUGGAGAAAGAGGUGGCAAGCUUAGAGGCUUCUUUGAACUUGACCCUGCUGCCUUACCUUCUCAUUAUUUUUGCUCAAACUAGGUCCAGGGCUUUCCUAUAAAAGGGUUGAACGUGACAUUUGAAAGAAUCCCACAAUACCAUAUAUUGGGAAAGGUCCCAAAUGGAGGUCAAAGGAGAGACAACGGAAGUAUCUGUUUGGACCAGCGGCACUUUAGCUCACAACGGAUCACAAAUGGCUUUUUGGACCGGUGGCAAUUUGGGUUCACAACAGAUCACAAGUGGCUCUGAUACCAUGUUAGAAUUUGGGGAUAAGAUGAAUGAGGUUCCAUCUCAAAACUAAUUGGCAAUGGGAGGAGUAGCUCAUUCAUCUUAUAUAUCACAAUUUAUUUCUAUAUAUUAGCAAUGUGAGACUAACUCUUAAUAUAAGUUACUAAUUGAUAUUUUUUUUACUAAACGAUAAUUUAAUUUUAAUCGAACUGAAGAUUAUAAUACUAUGAGUUGAUAUAUUAUGAUCAGCUUGAAUACAAAAUAUUAUUUAACCAUCAGUUA